Halichondria panicea is the source of this 1714-nucleotide messenger RNA. Its product is annotated as sphingosine-1-phosphate phosphatase 2-like. Lineage: Eukaryota; Metazoa; Porifera; Demospongiae; Suberitida; Halichondriidae. Gene Ontology annotation, biological process: sphingosine metabolic process. The transcript has 3 exons. The record is from RefSeq and is a predicted model, not a curated record. Bases 127 to 1599 code for a protein of 490 amino acids. Gene Ontology annotation, molecular function: sphingosine-1-phosphate phosphatase activity. Gene Ontology annotation, cellular component: endoplasmic reticulum membrane.
CCCCACCCACAGCCCCGGCAAGACAAUUGGAAGCUACGGUGCAGUGGAAGUACGUACGUGACCUCUAUUAGCCUACAGCUACAUUACAAGUUACAGGUCUACGUGCAAGCCAUUCAGCCAGCGUAUAUGAUGGGCAACACACUGGCUCAGACUGUUCAAUUUCUGAGGGACCCAAAUCUGGUUAGAACAUUUCAAGAGUUCUGUGGUGUCCAGGAAGUGCUGAUGGAAAACACACUCUAUGCAAUUCCAGAGAGUGAAACAGACUCAGAAAAUGAUGAAAUUGGCCCUUCAAAUUCAAGGGAAGAAUCAAAAUCCUCUCGAAAAGAUCAAAGUUACAGGUCAAGUGGUGACAAUGUACGAUUUAGACAAGGCCACAGUCGUGAAUCCAGUGGUGAUGUUCCACAAUUCAAGCGGGGCCACAGUCGCGAAUCUAGUGGUGAUGGUCCACAAUUCAAGCGAGGCCACAGUCGCGAAUCCAGUAAUGAUAGCAACAUUGCUCAAUGGCUGAGACGAAAAACAAAAUACCGUCACCGUAUCAAAUCUUCUCCCUCUGCAUCUCCCACUCACAGCCGAACCUCCUCAUUGGAUUCUGAAAUAGACCCCACCUUACUCGAACCGUUACAAGUCGAAGUUAUUGUCGAAAGUUAUCCAUUCCUUGACCUCUAUUUCAGACUAGCCACCGAGUGUGGACAUGAACCAUUCUAUAUCACUUUUAUCCCAUUUAUCUUCUGGAAUAUUGAUGGUUUCCUGGCCUAUAAAGCCAUUGUGCUGUGGAGUAUUUCUAUGUAUGUGGGACAGGCGUGUAAGCAGCUUUUCCAAUGGAAACGACCAGCGAACCCUCCUUCUUUCAGACUGCAACAAGAUCCGAAUCUAGAGACUGAAUAUGGCUUUCCAUCGACGCAUGCAACUGUAUCAACCGUUAUGCCAUUCUAUUUUUUCUAUGGAACCUAUGGACGGUAUGAGUAUCCUUUUUGGUUUGGACUUCUAUUGGCUUGUAUAUGGACAUCAUCAGUUAGUUUCAGUCGUAUCUAUCUAGGAGUGCAUUCAAUAAUGGACAUUAUUGGUGGUAUCUUCGUCGCCAUAGUCAUCCUUCUCAUAACAUUACCAAAUAUGGACUCCAUUGACCAACUUUUGAGACACUCUGACUACUACAUAAUCUACGUGGCUAUCUUUGGGGUGAUAUUCCUAGUCUACAUUUACCCAGUGAACCCAGAUAAUUGGUCACCAGACAGAGGAGAUACAGCCGCCAUUAUAGCUUCCAGUGCUGGUAUUGUGGUGGGUUACUGGUAUCAGGGAGCUUUCCCUGGUGAUCUACUCCCAGGGCCGUUUGUGACUGAGCUGCCUUCGAUUCAUGUUAUCAGUUUAUCUUUUGUUCGGUUUGUAGUCGGAGUUCUUAUUCUCUUGCCGACACGUUUUGUGAUGAAACUGAUCUGUUUCAAGCUGCUGCCAGUCUUGAUGCCUACUCAUGGGGUAAAGGAAGUGAUACAUAGACCCCUAGUUGAGCUGCCUUACAAGAUCGUUACUUAUGGUGUUAUUGGAUUCAAUGCAACUUGCCUUGUUCCUAUCGUUUUUGAUAUUUGUGGAAUAUCAAGAGGUUGAUCACUACUCCAAUGGACUUAUAUCUAGUUUGUAAUAAUUUUCUCAGUGCUGAAGCUUAUUCUUUAUAGAUACAUGCAGGUGUACAGUAUUCUAUAACAAUUCUGAUCAUUGACAA